AUGGUAUAUCGUACGCACCGGCACAACCCGAUUAAGCUGGGCCUCAUCGAUACAGGGCCAGUCACCCACUGUGUGAACGAAAAGCUUGAUGUGUGUCUGGCUACCUGGUACAAACAAUGGGAUGCUUCUUGCGAGCCAGCAGAUCUCAACAAGCUAGAUGGUUACCUGGCUGAACUGGAGACCUUCUCACACAUAGCAUUCACCUCAAAGAAUGGCAUUCGUGCUGUCCUGCAAAGAUUAUCUGUGAUGCAUGGAGGCAUCGAACAAGCUGUGCAUGUGAUUCGUACAAGUGGGACCAGGCUGUGCGCUUUGGGUGUCGAUGGUGAUGAGCUCAGGGCAGCUGGAAUGGAAGUGCACGUGGAGCCAGAGGAGGCGAGCACUCUUGGCUUGGUCCGUGAGCUGGUUGAUAGGAGUGAAGCAAAGGGAUCCCGGAUUUUGUGCCCUGUUCCAUGCGUGCAAGGCGGUUUGAAGGAGCCCCAAGUCGUUCCUAGAUUUCUGAAGGCACUCGAAGAUGCUGGGGCCAGCCCAGUGCGUGUCGAUGCCUAUGUGACUCAGGCUGGCUGUGAUCCGUCAGACUGCUCCCAUGAAGGAGAGCUCUUACGCAAAGGUGCAAUAGACGCCAUUGCCUUCAGCUCCACGGCAGAGGUGGGAAAACGAAACGGGCUCUCCUCCAGCCGCACCCAGUCUUGUUUCACCUUAAUCCCGCUCCUUCAUUUGGCCAGUACAUCUCACUUGAAUCUCCAAAAUCACUCCACUUCAGCCAAACAGAAAUGUAAAGUUGCAAUGAUUUGA
This is a messenger RNA of Ostreobium quekettii, 792 nucleotides long. The record is from the annotation of a GenBank genome assembly. NCBI's taxonomy places the organism in Eukaryota, Viridiplantae, Chlorophyta, Ulvophyceae, Bryopsidales, Ostreobiaceae.